Molecule: messenger RNA, 974 nt
Organism: Papilio machaon (common yellow swallowtail)
Lineage: Eukaryota; Metazoa; Arthropoda; Insecta; Lepidoptera; Papilionidae
Product: alpha-tocopherol transfer protein-like
Exons: 7
Coding region: 97-939 (280 amino acids)
Cellular component (GO): membrane
Molecular function (GO): phosphatidylinositol bisphosphate binding
Source: RefSeq, a predicted model, not a curated record
CAGUUGUCUUUUUAUUUGCGUAUAGUGUUCUCGUAGUCGGUUGCACGUCGGCGCUUUCGUCAUACAUUGCUAAAUCAUUUGUGUUACAAAAUUACGAUGCCUCAAGACCUUCAACAAGAAGUGAUAUCUAUAAGAGAAUGGCUUGCGAAAGAACCUCACCUACCGAAAGACUUAGAUGAUUUCAUAUUGGAAAAGUUUUUACACAGCUGUUACGGUAGUUUGCAGAAGACGAAGAAAUGCAUAGAAAGGUUUUGUUCGACGCGCAGCGUCAUGUCAGAGAUCUACAUACUGAGGGACCCGAUAUCACCGAGCAUGGAGACCGCAUUCUCUAUUACUAACGUUUCCAAUUAUGAGGCUGGUGAAAAUGAAAUCUUAAUUCAUCAAUUUGAAGAUCCGACUCUGGAAAAAUUUAAUUUUUACGAUAUCUUGAAGAGUUUCUCCAUACAAGCAGAUAUGUGGUUAAUGGAACAAAAGUUCUUGCCCGAAGGACACAUCAUUAUUCUUGAUAUGAACAAUUAUUCCCUGAGAAUGAUUCCUAGGAUAAAUAUCUUCUUGAUUAGAGAAUUCUUCAUGUUCUUAUUGGAAGGAAUGCCGGUUCGUGUUAAACAAAUCUAUGCAAUCAAUGCACCGUCAUAUUACGACAAACUUUUCGCUUUAGUUAAACCGGUGCUACCCUCAGAAAUUUGCAAUAUCAUUCAAUUCCUGCCCGAUUGCCAAAGCUUGCACAAACACAUAGACAAAAAAUAUCUGCCUUCUGAGUACGGAGGUGAAGCGGAAAGUAUGAAGGCACAGCAUAAAAGCUGGAUUGAUCAAAUUCAAAAGGCCAGAGCAAGGUUUUUAAACGAUAACUUAUGGAAAGCAGACCUGAAAAAGAAAUCAAAAAACAACUCUUUUGAAAAUACAAUGAAUGGUUCUUUCAAGACAUUAUGCAUAGACUAGACUCAUUAUUAUAGUAAGGUUUUAUUUUUACAAUA